CGACGAGAAAUUUCUCGAAUUUGAAUUGUCAUUUCUAGAUUCUAGAUUCACAUCACAGUUGUCUGCAGUAAAGUGAAAUCACUUCUUAAAAGAGAUAUCACGGCAAAUAAAUAUAGAAGCGAGUAGAAAUUCAGUUAAUAUUUAUUUUAAUAAAGUGUGUGAUUAUAUUGUACUUAAUAAAAAAUAGUGAAUCAUGGAACUGGUAAACCAGUUAAAGGAGAAAGGUAACGCAGCAUUGUCGUCUGGGAAUUUCACGGAAGCAGUGAAGUGUUAUACGGAAGCGAUAGCAUUAGAUCCUUCAAACCACGUUUUGUAUAGUAAUCGUUCAGCCGCACACGCAAAGGCCGGAAACUAUAUAGCCGCACUUGAAGAUGCCAAUAAAACAGUGUCCUUAAACCCUACAUGGAGUAAAGGUUAUUCAAGAAAGGGUAGUACUUUGGCAUAUUUAGGUAGAUAUGAUGAGGCAAUAGCAGCUUAUGAAAAAGGCUUAGAACUCGAGCCAAACAAUCAGCAGUUAGCCUCGGGAUUGGCUGAAGUGAGAAAACAAGCAGAAGAAGAAAAAUUUAAUUCACAGGCAUUUUUAGAGAAGUUAAGGGCCAAUCCACAGACAAGAGAGUGGAUGAAUGAUCCAGAAUAUUUGACUAUGGUUCAGGAACUCGCCCAAAAUCCGUUUGAUAUUCAAAAGUUUGAGUCACAAAUGGAUAGUAAAAAGUUACGUACCACUAUCGGAGUUAUGCUUGGGCUCAACCUUACCACGCCCAUGGACGUAGACCCUCCAGCACCACAAAAUAAACCAGCCGCACCAAAGAAGGAGGAGCCCCCGAAACCGAAAUAUGAAGACUUACCAGAGAAUCGUAGAUUAGCAUUACAAGAGAAAGACCAAGGAAAUGAGUUUUAUAAGAAAAAAGAAUUUGAGAAUGCAUUGGAACAUUACUUUAAGGCGAUAGAACACGAUCCCACAGAUAUAACGUUUUACACUAACAUUGCUGCAGUUUAUUUUGAACAAAAAGAGUACGAGAAAUGUAUUAAGGAAUGUGAGAAAGCCAUCGAAAUUGGUAGAGAGAACAGAGCGGACUUUAAAUUAAUAGCCAAAGCUUUCACUAGGAUUGGUAAUGCUUACAAAAAGAUGGAACAAUGGAAACUCGCGAAAACAUAUUAUGAAAAGUCCAUGUCUGAGCACCGAACUCCAGAAAUCAAGACACUGCUUAGCGAAGUGGAGAAGAAGAUAGUGGAAGAAGAGAAGAAAGCUUACGUGGAUCCUGUUAAAGCAGAACAAGAGAAAGAAUUAGGCAAUGAUUACUUUAAAAAAGGCGAUUACAGUACAGCGAUGAAGCACUAUUCAGAGGCCAUAAAACGCAACCCAGAUGACCCUAAAUUGUAUUCGAAUCGCGCUGCCUGCUACACGAAGCUGGCGGCCUUCGACCUCGGUCUCAAGGACUGCGAGCAGUGUUGCAAGCUGGACCCCAAGUUCAUUAAGGGCUGGAUCAGAAAGGGCAAGAUACUGCAGGGCAUGCAGCAGCCAUCCAAAGCGCUGAGCGCGUACCAAAAGGCCCUGGAGCUUGACCCCAGCAAUGCGGAGGCACUGGACGGUUAUCGCGCUUGCUCCACGCAGCUUAACUCCAACCCUGAAGAGGUACGCAAGCGCGCAAUGGCCGAUCCCGAAGUGCAAUCUAUUCUACGCGACCCGGCCAUGCGCUGCAUCCUGGAACAGAUGCAACAAGAUCCCCAGGCGCUCCAAGAUCACCUGAAGAAUCCAGAUAUAGCUGCUAAGAUACAGAAGCUUCUCGAAUCCGGCCUUAUCGCCAUACACUAGUUUUAUGCAGAUUCGAAUUAUGAAUAGAUUGAAUGAAUGCGUUGAGAUCAUUCAGAGAAAAGUAAAAAUUUUAUUUUCCAUUUUAUUUUUUAUAUCUGGCAACAUUGUCACAAAAUAUAUACUUUUUAAAAUAUCGAUUGUGUUCUUCCAAGUUCAAAAUGCAGGAAUUUAUUCCAAUGUUUUUAUUUGAAUGAUUUCAGUUUUAUUAUUGAUUAUUAUGUGCUAUUUUCUUUGUAUGCUGAUGUUUUUUUUUUCUCUGAUUGACCUCAAUUGUUUUUUAGGAAUAUAUGAUCGACAGUUUUCGAUAAAGCAACUCGUGUAUUUGGCGACAAUUGUAUUUAGUCUCAUGUAUUCGUGCAAAAAGAAUACUUCGGCAAAAACAUUUAAAAUGUCCAAUAAUACGUUACAUUAUAUGUCACGGCUUGUCGAUCUGUGAUUUUAAUUUGAAAUGGCUUGUAUUAUAACAUUAUAGGCUUGAGGACCAUUCCAAAGUACGUACGCUUCCCAGUCGAAAAUGGAUUUAUUGUCAUUAUCAAUCAGUCAGUAUCAAUUGGUGGGCAUUCGAAUCGUAUAGUUUGAAUAUUUCGGACUGCCAUUUAAAAUUUACAUAACGGUUUUUGUAAUUUAUUCAAUAAAUAAAUAAAUAACGUAGGCAA
Molecule: messenger RNA, 2469 nt
Organism: Galleria mellonella (greater wax moth)
Lineage: Eukaryota; Metazoa; Arthropoda; Insecta; Lepidoptera; Pyralidae
Gene: Stip1
Product: stress-induced-phosphoprotein 1
Exons: 7
Coding region: 194-1813 (539 amino acids)
Molecular function (GO): Hsp90 protein binding
Source: RefSeq, a predicted model, not a curated record